This is a messenger RNA of Nothobranchius furzeri (turquoise killifish), 6325 nucleotides long. Its product is annotated as junctional cadherin 5-associated protein. Gene Ontology annotation, biological process: positive regulation of blood vessel endothelial cell proliferation involved in sprouting angiogenesis. Gene Ontology annotation, cellular component: ruffle membrane; adherens junction. The record is from RefSeq and is a predicted model, not a curated record. NCBI's taxonomy places the organism in Eukaryota, Metazoa, Chordata, Actinopteri, Cyprinodontiformes, Nothobranchiidae.
AAACCAUUCUGUCAUCCCUGUUCUGUAGCUGGCUGCGUGUGAGGAGCCCACCCCGCCUCAGCUGUAGUGAGGAGAGCCCAUCAAGGCAGCCAGCAACCAGCGCGUCUCCUCCUACCAAUCGGCAUGCUCGGCUCAGGCUCCGUGCGCUGCUCUCAGUUCUCAGUCUCAGCAGCUGAAGCUGGGCGCAAGGGAACAAGCAUCUUCCCAGUAAUGGCCUCCGCUGAGCAACCGUGCUCCAGCUUCCACCAGCAGCACUGCGCAUAAGGCAGCACUCCCACCUUUGCCCUCCCACCCAGAAGUGAGAGAGACACCACCAUGUACAGUGUGGAGGACCUCCUCAUUUCACACGGAUACAAACUGCCCAGGAGCGGCCCUCCGUCUGCCACACCUUAUGAUAAGCGUCCUGCUGUCUGCCAGCGUGAACUUGUGGACAACAGGCCUGGCCGUGGAACGCUGAACGGGUACGAGGCGGAGAGGGGCCCAUCAUCUAUCACGGGCAUCUACGGCACCAGGCAGGCUCUGGUGAAGGGCUAUCCCAUCAUAGACAACGAGGGUGGGGAAAGGAUCCAAAGGAGGAAAGAACUCUGUAUUGGUAUCCUAGGUGACGCUCAGCCCUUGGGUGAUUCUCUCGCGUCAGAUAGCGGGUUCUAUGAUGUUCCUAGUUUGACUUAUUCAGAACCACUGAGCCAUGAUGAGCGGGACCUUUCAUACUGGCGGAGGCGAGGCCAGGACUUCAGCAUACUACUGGACUACGCUGAUGGCAGGGAGCUAAGGGCCUCUGCUGGAGCAUGGAGGCCACAAGCCCUGAUGACAUCAGAGGAAUACAGGGCAGAGAGGCAAGCGCAGCAACUAUGGGAGGAUAUUUCCUGGUUAAGAGACCCAGAAGCAGGCCCCGGUCAGCUAAGGGUGACUGGGGAGAGGAAGUGUCAAAGCCUAGGCACAGAGGAUUGGAGGCCUGCUGUGGGCAUGGGAAGGCAGCUGUCGGACGGGGAUGGGGAAAGGUGGGCUAAAGACCAGUACCACCUGAGGACACCUGAUGGGUUUUUUCAUCCCAGAACUAAAGCAAAGUCUCAGUCUCUCCCCAGAGUUUUGUCCCCUGAUGGAACUGACUGCAGAGAUCUCAUACCAUCAAGACCAAGCCUCCCUGAUAGGCAACGGUUAAGCAGCACUGUUUUUUCUGGGCCCUACAGUAGAUAUGUCUAUGGUGGCGGUAGGAAUUGUUGGGGUAGGAAUGUUGGCCCUGGCAGCCAUGUUGCACUGUUACCAAAGCCCAGGUUCAGCAGGCCUUUAAAGCCUCCUUCGUAUGAGAUACACCAGCAGACAAGGGGUAGCGCAGAAAUGCUUGCCAUAGAGCAGGGUGCCAAACAAAAAGACAGAUCUCUCUAUUAUCCAAGGGUUGGGGAGCUGAGACAAGACUAUUUCGCACAACACUCUGCCAUCACUGGAAUGGAGCCUCCUGGCUACAUUCCACCACCUUCUUAUAAAAGAGCCCUGCCCCCAAGAGCAGUUUCAAUCAACCGCAAUGAAUUGGCAAACUUAAGAUGGAGAGCAGAAGCUUUGCAGAUGCCCAUCUCAGAUCCUGGAAGGUGGCUUUCCAGACAGGGAAGUGGCUCAUGGCUGGAACAUUAUGGAGAGCGUAGUUUGUCCUAUAGAAAACAGGUGCAUUCUCUUGAAGAACAACCUAGUCUGGCUCGUCAGUUACCCAUGGAGGACCCAAGAGUGAAGCAAAUCUCAGGAGGACCAAGCGGAAAUUCUCUCACUGACUCAGACAAGCUUCGAAACAUCAACAAAGAGAUUCCAGCUGCUAAGACUCUAGGACAAUCUCCACAUGAUAGUGCCUUUCCUCCCCAACAGGGGCCAGCUCCUAAUACUGAAUCCAACAAAACAGCUCUCAGUGAAGACAGUAGUAAUCGACGGUGCAACAGGGGUAUAAAAAAAAGUGAAAGUGUAGGUCCUGAACAAAGCCGUAGUCACAUUUUCCCCUCAUCUUUUCUCGGUAAACCACCACCACCCCCAUGUAAAAUGGCUGAUCAGGGUGUCUCUGAAACUAUGACAGAGGUAAAGAAAGUGGAACAACAUGAACCACUGGAGAAAGAAAAAUCCAAAAAUCUAAAAAAGAGACUUAGUGAAACUAUUUUUUGUUUAGUAUCUGUCCCCGUUACCCCACAGCCCUGUGGGACAAUACGUGAUCAGAAUAACAACAAUGAGAAGUCACCAGACCCAGCGGGUAGUCCUAGCGACAACAAAACUGGUCAUUUAACCAACCAAAGUCUCCAAAGCACAUCUUCAGCUGAAGCUGAGCUGCAAGCUUUAACUGGUAGCAUGGCAAGCAGCAAAACGAGCAGUAGAGCCAGCAGUAAAAUGUUCAAAAGAUUACCCUGUCGACCCCCAAAAAUUAACCAUUACAAGGAACUGAAGCUGUCAGGAACUUGGCCUUCAAACCAGUAUCGAGAUCAGGAGACUCAAACUAGCCCAGAAGCUCAGAAACCCAGCCCUGAAAAUCAAGAAGCACAACAAGACCCUAACUCUCCUGGCACGGACGUUGCUACAGACAGCAGUGGUGCAGUGGGCACUGCCUUCAGUUUUCCAAUAAAGGGAGUCAAGAGCCUGAAACUGUCAAGCAACAGCGCCUUCUCUCUGACCUCCACCUUCUCCAGCCAGCUAAACAAGAGCACAGCUCAGCAGACAGCAGUGACCCCCUCAGGAAAUGUGGAGGAGGCCAAACCAGAAAACACUGGGCAAGAGCCAUUUGAAAAGUUCUUGAUAAAACCCACCGUACAGCGACCAUGGGAUGCUGUCAAAGAACUGGAGACCAUCAAAAAAGAAAUUCAGGAUCAACAGCAACAGCAGCAGCAGCAGCAGCAAAACAGCAAACAGCCAAGUGUGGACAAGUGCAUAGAGGACCUCAACGAGGCCUACAAAGACAUCUUAGAGCUAGGCACUGCCAGCAAUAAAGUCCCAAAUGGUUCCGUUCAAAUUCCAGAGCGAAUCAAAAUUCGACUGACAUCAGAACCUCUCAAUAAGCCCAGCAGCCUUAGGCGCAGUGCAGUAAGCUGGUCCGUUGACCCAGAAUACAGAGAAGUUAAGAGUGCCUUCUCUAGGCCUGCAACAAAGUCAGUAACAUUCAGCAAGCAGCUUAGAGAAGAACUCCCAGUCCCACCUCGAGAGACCGGAUUCAGAGAAUACAGGGUUGUUGCACAUCUUUCACGUAGAAGGAGCAACGACGGCAGGACGGUGAAACUGGACCUGCCAGAUGAGCCUAUUGAGACACCGCUUUGUGACUUUAGUCCAUCAAUGCACAACACAUCAGCCGAGGUACCGUGGGCAGAUAGACAACCCAUGCAAGAUGCCUCCACUCUUACAAGUCCACCAGAUUACGAGGACAUAUGCCAAACAUUGCGUCAACCUAAAGACCCAACGGAGGUCAAUAGACCAUCCAUGGGCCAAUCCAGACCUAGUGAUACAGAGCCUCUUCAAGAUCUCAGUGGUGAUUCAGAGGAGGAUUGUCCCAUUUGUAAAAGAGAGCUAGAGAAUCAGAUGAGACAGGGUCCCUUACCUCCACUACACGAGGAGAAUAGCUCAGACAGCUCAGCCAAUCAAAAUGGCAGUCCACCGCAACGUGCUACGUUCGAAAGUCCAGCAGAAAACUCAAAAACUGAGGAGCCAAAAGACUCAAAUUUAAACGAGCCAGGGUCAGACCUGUGUGCUGAAAUGGCAGAACAGGAUGCUGUGCCACAAGAAGGGGAUAGUGAAAAAGCUGAAGGUAUUCAGGUAGAAAACUCAGACGGUUCACGCACAGUUAAUUGUGAUGUUAGCAAACCAGAACCUGGAGCUGGUGAACUUUCGUCUGCUACCGAUCAACCUGAAGACUCCAAAGUUACAGAGGAACAGUGCAUUAACGAAACUUUAACAAAAGGACUAGAUUUAGAAAAGGGGAAAUCCCUUUCAGGAGAAACAUCUGAUAGCAGUCCAGGUAAAAAGAAAUCUGUAGCGAAAUGUGUGGGUAAAUACAACACUUUGCCAGGUGGCAGGAAAGACAGGAAGAAGAAGUCAGUUUCUGUCCCAGAACUUCGAUUUGGUCUAAGGACUCAUUUGGGGCGAGACCAAACAGGGUUACCCGAGUUUCCACCAGACCGACUGCCACUUUCAGUCCUCCCAAACUUAGACCGAAGGUUAUCUCUAAGCUUGGAGGGGGAGAGGAGGCCCAAGGGUCCCUCCCAACGAAUUGAAGCGUUGCAGAACAAACUAGCUAUUUCUCCGGGUCACAUGACAGUUGAACGGCUUGCCAGGAUGAGAGAGGUGGAUGUUAUUUGUCGAGUAAGACGUCUUAGCAUCCGGAGUACUGACUCUGGGGAGGGGGAGGCGGAAGGGGAGGGCAAUGAAGAACAAGUGGAGGAGCUCCAAGUAGUACCGCAGGAAGACAAGGAGAACAAUCAAGAGGUCACUCAUUCACAGCAGGGCGCUGAGGAGACAGUGUUGCAAGAUGAGCAGAAAUAAUCCCUCAGAAUCCCACCAACCCAUCUGAGGGCAUGAGGGGUGGGGGGGUGGGGGGGACAGUGUGGAAGACCUACGUCCAUCAUCUCCAUCAGAGGGUUUUUAGCUCCAACACUGUGACCUGGCUGCCUACUAGAAUGCCUUCAUCUCAUCUUGACACUGAAAUGGCCUUCUUGUCCGACAAGAGCAUUGUGUACACCUUCACCUCUGGCGCUGCAUUGACUACUACGAGUGCUGUUCCACUGCCAAAGGGAGGUGCCCUUUUUGACUCGCAAGGGCAACUUUCUAGCCAAAUCCCUCUCCAGCCUUCCCAAACUGACUUCCCAUCUCCCCAUCUGUCCUCCAUCCCCUAUAACAUUUAUAGCUAGUCUUCUCGUAGUGGCUUGUCCUUUCUAUUCUCUCCUCCUUAUGCUUUCCUCAUUAGCAAACAUUAUGCAAUCCUGUCAUCUAUACUAGAGCUUCUGAAAUGUGAACAGCGGAAUCUUAUUUUACAUUCUGCGGAGCAGUCAAGGAAAUGAAUGUAAGUUUAUGUUGAUGCUAACAUAGACAUAGAAGGUUUAUUUAUUGCAUAUCAAAUCUGUUUCUGUUGCAUUUAGACUACACCAAAACGAAGUCCAUAUCUGAUUGUGGCAAGGUGACAGCUGUUUUAGAACUGGACAUCACUGUCUUUGGCUAAAGAACUGUUUUGAUUUUCAGAGGAUCUCAAUGCGCCUUUUUUUCCUUUCUUUUCACGACAUUGUGCCCUCUCUCACUGCUUUUGUACACACUGCAACAAUUAUCCAUAGGUCUCUUCAAUGAAGAGGUACUCGAUACUACAUAGAUCAGUUGACAGAUUAAAAGAGGCAUUGGUUCGACGCAGAAAAGUCAUCUUUUUUUACCCACAUUUGUAAAUUUUGAUCCGAAUAGGUGAAGUUUCUGAUUAGUUCCUGGAUUUUUUUGAUGUAAGAUUUAAAUUUCCAGGUCAUUUCAGGAAGCAAUAAAGGCACAGAUUGAAUUAGUGGUUAGCGAGUUUGAAGAACUUUAAAGAUGGAUUUAGGGAUUUAGAACAAAAUAAGAUAAAAAGAAAAAAGAUACGUAGAGCAAUAUUGUUAUAUUAAAAGCUCAGUGGUGUAGUGGAGCUACCUGUAGGAACCAUUGUCAGAAAUUUAAAUGUGAACAUGACAUUCAGAUCAUUUUACAGGGAAAUUCAAUCGUGUCAGGGUAUCUGGGUGCUUAAUGUAGGGUGGGUGCUUUAUCUCAUAAUAUAUUUAUGCUCAUACAUCUGUGAAACAACAUUAUUAUUAACAAUAUUUAUUUAUUUUUAUCAUCAAAUUGUUAAUCAGUUUGCAUAAUUGUACAAAAUAAAGUAUAUUUUAAAUAUUUUAAGAGAAAUUUUGUAUUUACCCAUGAAAUUUUAUUUCUCCACACUUCUAUCAAGCUGAAAGUAUCACACGUGUAUAGAAUCAUAUUGAGAAUAUACAUACUUUUCUAGUGCUUUAAAACCUAUCAGAGCGAUUUCAGAUGGAUGACCCUGUUUGUGUGCCUUGAUCACACGGUUCGGUCUCCGUUUGUGACGGGGUUCACCACCAAGACCAUUCACAGAAUGGAAACUUUCUGAUUGUGCCAUGGUUUCCUAUUUGAUAGUGCUCUUUUCAUACGCUAACAGUCAGUGUUUGACAGUCUUUGUGAUAUCUGCCUCAUGAAUCCAUCUGAGCUGUAUUUAUUUCUUCUGUCGGUGGUCCAAACAUGACCUGUGUCUUAUCUUUGUCUUUGUAUGUCUUCCAGUUCAUGUAUCGUUACGUUGUCAUUUCUCAAAACAUGUUAAAUAAAAUGUGGAUUUUUUUGUUCUUUA